ACUGCAGCGGAACAGUUUUUGUCUGUGCGUGUAGGUGUCCACUAAAUAAUAACGCCAGCGCAGUUUAUCACCUGCUGAAAUAUAAGAGCUUCAGCAACGGCCAAAUCGAAAAUCGUUUCUUCAACAAAAAGAAACGAAAAAUAAACUCUUUAAACGACGCCGUUGUUUGCUCCCCCUCCGUAAGACCUUUACAUGCUUUACUCUUUACCUUUCUCUCUUGCUUGCAAUUGUUUUCUUGCUCACUACGAUGGCCUCUAACUUGGACUCAGUCUCUGAUACACAGCGAACUCUGUAUCCCUAUGUAACUGGAACCUCUGUGGUUGCUCUCAAAUACAAAAAUGGGAUUCUUAUGGCUGCUGACAUGGGAGGUUCCUAUGGCUCUACCUUACGGUACAAAAGUAUUGAUCGUUUGAAGCCUAUUGGGAAACAUUCUCUUCUUGGUGCUAGUGGGGAAAUAAGUGAUUUUCAGGAGAUUCUACGCUACCUUGACGAGCUUAUCCUUUAUGACAACAUGUGGGAUGACGGAAACUCCCUGGGACCUAAGGAAAUGCAUAACUAUUUAACUCGUGUGAUGUAUAAUAGACGUAACAAGUUCAACCCAUUGUGGAAUGCACUUGUACUGGGUGGUGUGAAAAAUGGGCAGAAGUACCUUGGCAUGGUCAACAUGAUUGGCAUUAAUUUUGAAGACAAUCAUGUAGCCACAGGGCUUGGAAAUCAUCUUGCAAGGCCAAUUCUACGUGAUGAAUGGCAUGAAAAUUUAACCUUUGAAGAGGGAGUCAAGCUAUUGGAGAAGUGUAUGCGUGUGCUCUUAUAUCGUGAUAGGUCUGCUAUCAACAAGAUUCAGAUAUCCAAAAUUACUGAAGAAGGUGCUACCCUCUUCCCACCAUUCUCAUUGAAGACUUACUGGGAAUUCUCUGCCUUCAAGAAUCCAACUGUCGGUGCUGAAGGUUCAUGGUAGCUUGAAAUGUGAAAUGAACAAAUUAUAUCAGUUGGACAGGAAAUGGUUUCCUGGGAGAUCUCUUCAUUAUGUUAAAAUGGAUAAGAAACGGAUCAGCCUUUGAAAAUUGAUAUGCUCAUAGAUCACUUUAGUUUCACAUGGUUGUUUGAGUUGACUUCAAUUUCACAGUAGAAUUUCUUUCGGUUAUCAGAAUUCUUUUGUUAUAGUAUCAGCCCAUUGCAUGUCUUUGAAAUGAAUUAAUAUGGAUUAUCUUAAGAUUUGGGGACCAAUUUCCUUUCUGCA
This is a messenger RNA of Arachis ipaensis, 1240 nucleotides long. Its product is annotated as proteasome subunit beta type-4. Lineage: Eukaryota; Viridiplantae; Streptophyta; Magnoliopsida; Fabales; Fabaceae. The record is from RefSeq and is a predicted model, not a curated record. Gene Ontology annotation, cellular component: proteasome core complex.